UGGCCCCGGGGACAGGGCCCUGGACACCGCGCGGCUUCAGCCAUCGUCAUCACCAGCGGCAAUGAAGGGGCCGGACACACAAGCUGAACUAACUCAAGACAUGGCGGACCUGAGUGACGUGACAGAUGACACUUACGAUGAAGUGCCACCUUAUCUCAGAGAGGAGCCUCUGGAAGAGUCCAACAAGGAACAUCCUGUGCAGGCACCCGGGGUGAUCUGGAGAAUGACCGGUGGCCUCUACAGUAUCACAAGAGGAGCUGUGGGUGCUACACUGGGUGGUGUGGCUUGGGUUGGAAGCAAAAGUUUUGAGCUAACCAAAACAGCUGUGAUUACUGUUCCAGCCGCUGGCGUUGGAUUAAUGAAGGGAAGUAUGUCGGCAGUGACAGGGGGUGUCAGUGCUGUGGGAUCAGCUGUAGCAAGCAAGGUCCCUUUUACACCAAAGAAAAAGGACAAAUCUGACUAAAUGUUUCAGUUAUAACUAGGGUUGGUUUUCUUUCAAAUAUUCAUCAUGAUUUUAAUAUACCCGGCAUGGCUUGGAUGCAGUGCCAAGGUAUAAGUUAUUUUUAAAAAAACAGAAGGCAACCUGUGGGAUAUGUUGCUUCAUCCUACAGUGCUCAUGCCAUGUUUCAUCAGGUCUUUGCUGUCACUUUGCUGUCAUGAUAAACUGAAGAGAUCCUCACAUGCUAUGUUGUCAGUUGAUAAGGUAUACCAUUUGCUUCUAGGCUUCCACUGGCCGAAGCAUUGGCAACAUCCUGACUGUUGUGGUUAUACCAAAUAUACAGCAUAUUUCCUGGUCCUGAUGUUUGCAACUCAGAUCUUCACAGCAUUCUGUUUCUAUUGCAGAAAAGCAUGUAUUCGCAACACCGAAAGGAAACCAGAAAUCCCUUCAAAAUCUAUCUAUUAGUUUCUUUUUAUCAUUUUAUAUGCCUGUUUUGAUCAUGUUAGUUAGUUAAUUAUUUAGUUAUAAUGGAAAUAAUUUCAGUAUUCAAGUUUUACUCAUCUGUUUGCAAUAGAACACUACAAGGGUGAAUGGGCACUUCAAAUGGAUCCAAUAUGCUGGUGGCAGGAAAUUUUGAAUGCUUUGACGAGAACAAUUAGCAUUAAGUCUUCAAAAAAUAUUUCCUAAAUGCAGUAAGUCACUUUUUUGUAUUGGCACUAAAUUGUGCUCCUAUUUUUUGUGCCUAAUUAGGUCAGUGUUGGGAGCAAUGUCGAGCUAUAGCUUUUAAUGCUUUUCCUUCGGUUGCACAUUAAGAUGUGCAACCUUAAGUCUUCACUGUGGAUUAAUGUUACUCAAUAUAAAUUACACUGGCUCAGCAUGUCAUUUCAGUAAAAUAUUGCAUACAACCCAAGAUACUAUCGCUGCUAUUUUAGUGUUUCAGUUUUGUUUAUGAUACUAUGUGGUUACCUUCCUUCCCAGCACCAAUGUUCUAUACAUCUAAUAUUUCUGAAAUGUGUCCAUAUAUUAAGAUUGAAAUAGAGAGUUGGUUGCUGUUGACCAAAAUGUUUAGUUUUUGUCUAUCAUAGAACUAUUUUUGCAAAUAUGACAUGUGAAAAGCUAUGAAUUAUACUGUAAGUCUGUAUUUUAAUGGAAAUAAAGUUUCGAAAGCUCAAACUCAAA
Callorhinchus milii (elephant shark) is the source of this 1618-nucleotide messenger RNA. RefSeq names its product transmembrane protein 263-like. The record is from RefSeq and is a predicted model, not a curated record. Bases 62 to 463 code for a protein of 133 amino acids. The transcript has 3 exons. Lineage: Eukaryota; Metazoa; Chordata; Chondrichthyes; Chimaeriformes; Callorhinchidae.